AUGUAAAGCAAUAAGCUCGUGCACUUUUAAGCUAUGCGAUGUUCAUUGUGAUUGAUUAUUUUGGCGUCUGCGUGAUCAGAUUUUUUUGUUUUCAGAUAAGUUAUGGUUCAAUUUUUGGCGGGAUUGCAUCAAAAUAAUUCAGCCUAUUUAUCUGUCACUACUACUUACAUUAGUAUUUCUGCAUCGCUCCAGUCAAUGGACGCGCUGCUCUACUAUGACCCCUCCCACUUCAUAGAUCCUAAAAACUGGCGAGCGUUUCGCGGGAAACUGGCGUAAGGAUACAGGGGGGCAGUGCUGCGGCGCCUUCUUAACGCGAGCGCGGAGUACUCGACUGUGAUUGUCGUGCCGCCGAUGACAGAGUGCGGGUCGUUCACAGCGGUGCGGUGCAGCCUCUCAGCGCCCCAUGCCUGCUCCACACAGCUUCACUGAAACCACGAAGGAUUUAAUGCCACUUCCGCACUGGGAUAAUUUUCCUGCAACCUUUUUGCAUCUUGUGAGACGGUUUUACCCCGCCAUUUGCCCGCGGCUGUUAAAAUAAGAAGGUUCACAGCUUGGUCAGACACGCCGGAGCCACCAUGCCGCUCAAUUCAACUUUGGCCAGUAAGAACUAUGACUACGACUACGACUCUCUCCAGCCGUAUUUCUACUACGACAACGAGGAGGAGGAUUUUUACCCACAGCAGCACACUCCGGCACCCAGCGAGGACAUCUGGAAGAAAUUUGAACUGCUGCCGACCCCUCCCCUCUCCCCGAGCCGCCGUCCGUCCCUGUCCAGCCUCCUCCCCUCCACGGCGGAUCAGCUGGAGAUGGUGACCGAGUUCCUCGGCGACGACGCGGUGAACCAGAGCAUCAUCUGCGACGCGGACUACAACCAGUCCUUCCUCAAGUCCAUCAUCAUCCAGGACUGCAUGUGGAGCGGCUUUUCCGCCGCGGCCAAGCUGGAGAAGGUGGUGUCCGAGCGGCUCGCCUGCCUGCACGCCGCCAGGAAGGAGUCGCAGUCCGACGACGGCGCGGAGCCCGCCGGUGCCGCCGCCGCCGCGGCCGCGUGGAGGGUGAACAGCAGCUACCUGCAAGACUUGAACACGUCCGUCUCGGAGUGCAUCGACCCGUCUGUGGUUUUCCCGUAUCCGAUAGCAGAGGCGCACAAGCAGAGCGCGGGGUCGCCGCCUAGUAAGGACUUGGGGCUGGACACGCCGCCCAACAGCAGCGGCAGCAGCAGCAGCUGUAGUGACUCAGAAGAUGAGGAUGGAGACGACGAUGAUGACGACGACGACGACGACCAGGAGGAAGAGGAGGAAGAGGAGAUCGAUGUGGUCACCGUGGAGAAGAGGCAGGCAGUGAGGCGCUGCGACGCCAGCCCGCCGGAGAACAGGCAUCCCAGCCCGCUGGUGCUGAAGAGGUGCCACGUCUCCACCCACCAGCACAAUUACGCCGCCCAUCCACCCACGAGGCACGAGCAGCCGGCUGUCAAGAGGCUGAAGCUGGACAGCAGCAGCGGAGGAGGAGGAGGAGGCGGAGGCGGCCACAGUAGGGUCCUGAAACAAAUCAGCAGCAACCGAAAGUGUUCGAGCCCGCGCACGUCCGAUACGGAGGAUUACGACAAGAGAAGGACUCACAACGUACUGGAGCGCCAGAGGAGGAACGAGCUCAAGUUGAGCUUCUUCGCGCUGCGGGACGAGAUCCCAGAGGUGGCCAACAACGAGAAGGCGGCCAAGGUGGUGAUCCUGAAGAAGGCCACCGAGUGCAUCUACAGCAUGCAGUCAGACGAACAGAGACUCCUCUCGGUCAAAGAGCAGCUGCGGAGGAGAAGUGAACUUUUAAAGCAUAGACUUGCUCAGCUGCAGGCCUCUCGUGCUUGAAGAGAAGUCACAGACUUUUUUUGGGAUGUUUUGUUUUCCUGAAUGCAAGUUCAAAAGUUUGAGUGUACAGUGUUGUUGUUGCAUGCAAAUGCAAAGUGGAUUACGUUGUUUGGAAUCUCUUUUGAUUUCCAUGUUAAAACUGCCUCAAUUGAAGUUAUGGGUGGAUUAAAUAUUUAAAUUUUAUUUUUAUUAAUAAAAUAUUAAAAGUGGGCCCACCUUGCUGAGGACCCACACUAAAAUAUAAAUUUUUAUGUUUUGUAUAUAGAUUUCCUAAGAAAGUGUGUAUUUUUGGAUUCAAUUGUCUGGACGUUCAAACCCAGUGUUUGUUUUUCAUUAAGUUCAUAGAUUCCUUUUGACAUAUAAAACACUUCUUCUUUAA
This is a messenger RNA of Betta splendens (Siamese fighting fish), 2238 nucleotides long. RefSeq names its product MYC proto-oncogene, bHLH transcription factor a (gene myca). Gene Ontology annotation, molecular function: protein dimerization activity; DNA-binding transcription factor activity, RNA polymerase II-specific; RNA polymerase II cis-regulatory region sequence-specific DNA binding. Gene Ontology annotation, biological process: positive regulation of cell population proliferation; regulation of transcription by RNA polymerase II. The coding region runs from base 576 to 1859 and encodes 427 amino acids. The record is from RefSeq and is a predicted model, not a curated record. NCBI's taxonomy places the organism in Eukaryota, Metazoa, Chordata, Actinopteri, Anabantiformes, Osphronemidae. The transcript has 4 exons.